GUUGUAGUACAUUGUCCCCCUCUGUCAUUUCCCCAGGUCUCUGCUCCUCCUGCUGAUCCUCCUGGGGGUCUCCGCUGAAGAGCCGCCCCCCGCAGCCCCCGCUCAGGACACAUGGAGGGAGUUCUGGCUGCUGCGCUUCAUGGUGAACAUCGCCGGUUACGGGACCGUUCUGAUCCCGGGCUUCCUGCUCAUCCAGUACUUCAAACGGGGCAACUACCUGGAGACGGGUCGGGGGAUCUGUUUCCCGGUGGUGAGGUCGUGUGUAUUCGGACAUGAGUCGAAGUCUGUGGCCGCUGAUGAGCCGCCUUCCAGCCCCCGGGGCGAUGGAGACCCCUCCACCACGCAGCAAGCCUUCAAACUGCUCUUCUGCGCCUCCGGCCUCCAGAUCUCGUACCUGACCUGGGGCGUGUUGCAGGAGCGCGUGAUGACCCGGACCUACUCCUCCGCCGAGCCCGGGAGUCCAGGGGAGAAGUUCAGAGACUCCCAGUUCUUGGUGUUCAUGAACCGUAUCCUGGCGCUGGUUGUGGCGGGAACUUACUGCGCUCUGACCAAGCAGCCGCGCCACGGGGCGCCCAUGUACAAGUACUCGUUUGCCUCUCUCUCCAACAUCCUGAGCAGCUGGUGUCAGUACGAGGCGCUGAAGUUCAUCAGCUUUCCCACCCAGGUCUUGGCCAAAGCCUCCAAGGUGAUCCCGGUGAUGCUGAUGGGCAAGCUGGUGUCGCACAAGAGCUACGAGUACUGGGAGUACUUCACUGCCGUCCUCAUCUCUCUGGGGGUCAGCAUGUUCUUACUGUCCAACGGGGAAGGCCACCGCGCCCCUGGCGUCACCACCUUCUCCGGAGUGGUCAUCUUGGCGGGCUACAUCGUCUUCGACAGCUUCACCUCCAACUGGCAAGACUCGCUCUUCAAGUACAAGAUGUCGUCGGUGCAGAUGAUGUUCGGGGUGAACCUCUUCUCCUGCCUCUUCACGGUCUUCUCUCUGCUGGAACAGGGGGCGCUGCAGGACGCCAUCCGCUUCAUGUCCCGACACCCGGACUUCGCCUUCCAUGCGGCGCUGCUGUCGGUGUGCUCCGGCUUUGGCCAGCUCUUUAUAUUUUAUACCAUAAACAAGUUUGGGGCGGCCAUUUUCACCAUCAUUAUGACUCUGCGCCAGGCAUUGGCCAUCCUCUUGUCUUGUCUGCUCUACGGACACCCGGUCACCGCGGUCGGCGCGGUGGGCGUGGCGGUGGUCUUUCUUGCCUUAUUCCUCCGUGUCUAUGCCAGGGGCAGGAUGAAGAAGAAGGGCAGGAAGGCGGCAGAUGCCCCGGUGGUUCAGAAGGUCUGAGCAGGACGCGGUGGUCGCUGCGGUCAUUGACCCUACAUGUGGGGACUUGUGUGGGGACGGAUGGACGGCGGAGAGCCGCUUAUCUCUCUGACGGAAGAGGGAUCUGGGAUCCUUUAUUUGUAUUUGGGACGUUAUUAUCGUUAUUAAACAUUUACAUUUUC
Molecule: messenger RNA, 1485 nt
Organism: Bufo gargarizans (Asiatic toad)
Lineage: Eukaryota; Metazoa; Chordata; Amphibia; Anura; Bufonidae
Gene: SLC35B2
Product: solute carrier family 35 member B2
Exons: 3
Coding region: 140-1324 (394 amino acids)
Biological process (GO): transmembrane transport
Cellular component (GO): endoplasmic reticulum membrane; Golgi membrane
Molecular function (GO): 3'-phosphoadenosine 5'-phosphosulfate transmembrane transporter activity
Source: RefSeq, a predicted model, not a curated record